AUGAUAUUUUUCAGACCAGACUCUGUCUGGGUGUCUUGGUUUAAAGAAGUCAUUCUCAACGGAUCAGUCCACAACUACUGGUCUACUAAACCAAGUAGCACCUACUCUUGGCCAGUGAACAAACUGUUGAAGUUGAAAAGUGUUGUAUAUCCUAUGAUUCGUCUCCAACUGCAGAAUGGGAAAAUGGCACGAUUCUGGCAUGAUAACUGGAGUCCGUUUGGCUGCCUCUAUGACUAUCUAGGCGCUUCUGCAACAAGGCUUGGAAUACCUAUAAAUGCGACAGUGGCCUCGCUAUUAAGGGAUGGCGCUUGGAGGCUACCACCUGCAAGAUCAGAACAUCAGUUGAACUUACACUCUUUCUUAACCACUAUCCAAUUAACUGAUGUAGAUGAUGCAUACUAUUGGGAAAUUGAAGGUACACCGAUGUUGAGAUAUGAAACUGGAAGGAUUUACCACUACCUGAGGGGCAAUAUCGAAACCGUUCAGUGGGCAUCAGCGGUUUGGUCUCCUAGAAGCAUCCCGAGGCAAUCAUUUCAUGCUUGGUUAGUAGUACUUGAUCGCACUCCAACCCGUGAUCGUCUCAUCAGUUGGGGUCUCCAAGUAAGCCACCUAUGUCUCCUCUGUAAUGCUAACUCUGAAUCAAGGGAUCACUUAUACAUGGACUGCCCGUUUAGUUUCGAUCUCUGGACUUUGAUCGCCACUAAGUGUCAACUCCUGCCCCUUCGAAACUGGUCCGCUCUCAUAAAUCAAAUGACUUCUUUGCCACCUCCAAGGUCAAAGAAGCUCCUCUGUCUCCUUGCGUGGAAAGCUGUGAUGUAUUGGUUAUGGAGGGAACGAAACGAGAGGCUCCAUGCAAAUACUUUCAGAACCAUCGACUCUCUUCUCAAAACCAUUGAUCGCCAAAUCAGGAAUCAUAUUCAAAGCUUCCGUGAAUCAAAUCAUGCUCUCUCCUCGAAGAUGAUUCAACUCUGGUUCUCGUAA
Messenger RNA from Brassica napus (rape), 981 nucleotides. RefSeq lists its product as uncharacterized. Lineage: Eukaryota; Viridiplantae; Streptophyta; Magnoliopsida; Brassicales; Brassicaceae. The transcript has a single exon. The record is from RefSeq and is a predicted model, not a curated record. Bases 1 to 981 code for a protein of 326 amino acids.